UUUAUCGGCUACUGUACCUAUUGGAUGGUGACGGACAUAUCUCCAUCAAAUAUUGAUGAACAUACAGCGCACACUAAUUUAGUUUUAUUCAUCAUAGGAGUAGUGUCACAAGUUGUGGAAAUAAUUUUCGUCAUUUUGCUCAUAGUUGGGAUUCAUAAGCAAAGAAUCGCGAUAGUCCGUAUCACGUAUGUCUAUAAUGUACUGAUGCUGGGAGUUGAAAUUCUGGUGGCCGUGGUGUACAUUCCCUUACAAUCAUAUCGGCUAUACGUGUAUGAUCAAGACAACGUAUGGUUCUCGCUCAUCGCCUUGAUGUCUUUAGCUCUUCUCUUUAUACUGAUGCAGCUUUACACCGUGGUGCUAGUAAGGAGCCAGAUAUGUAGUAUGCGAAAACAGUGCGUAUCUGAUCCAAAACGCUCAGAAUAUUGUAAUACAAAACCUUACGUGGUUUAUUAGGUUUCGAUUACAAGAAGAUAUUGUGUGUUACGUAUUCGGAUUAACAAAUUUAUGCAUUUUUUU
This is a messenger RNA of Zerene cesonia (dogface butterfly), 516 nucleotides long. RefSeq lists its product as uncharacterized. NCBI's taxonomy places the organism in Eukaryota, Metazoa, Arthropoda, Insecta, Lepidoptera, Pieridae. The coding region runs from base 25 to 453 and encodes 142 amino acids. The transcript is spliced from 3 exons. The record is from RefSeq and is a predicted model, not a curated record.